Molecule: messenger RNA, 1080 nt
Organism: Suillus subaureus
Lineage: Eukaryota; Fungi; Basidiomycota; Agaricomycetes; Boletales; Suillaceae
Exons: 1
Coding region: 308-973 (221 amino acids)
Source: RefSeq, a predicted model, not a curated record
UCAAUAAGGCUGUGGAAUCGCCGUAACAAGGCCUUAUGCGGCCUGCUCAGCUGCUGAUCUCAGCAGAGCGCAAUGACUCCGUACAUGACAUCGGAAACCUCAAACUUCCGUUUGUAGCCGUUCCCUUGUCUAUGUAUACGUACUUGAUGCGUUUUCUAUUUACGUCUCAGACGAUUAUUUCAGUUCGGACGGGCAUCUGUAUUCACGCACGGGAUACUAUCGUGGGACGUUAGUUGUUCCCGCUGCGUUCACUGAGUCAACAAACAUUCGCAGGAAUUAUCAUUCAGCUCCGUCUGUUGAUGCAAUCAUGGUUUCUCCAAUCCCAGCUGGCAAUGUCCAGCCACGCAGGCAGACAAGCACACGUACCCCUUUGAAUCAUUUCAACGCACUCACGACUGCAUGUAUCCUUCUCGAACAUAUACAGACUCUCGAGCGACUCCGUGACGAGACACAACACCGCGUCGAAGCUAAAAGACAGAAGCUGCACUUUCUGGAGGCGUUCACUCCGAAUCGGAGGCUUCGAGAUGCUUUGUCGGAGUCUAUCGUUACACAGCAACUUAAACAGAUGCAGGACACACCCACCUCCACACGUAACAGCCAUUCCCUGUCACCUCGCCUUCGAGGGCUAUACGACGUUCAUGGACCUGGAUGUGCCAACCAGGACUCUCUACAGACUAUGGCUGACUUCUCCCCACUGAGUCUCGCCGAUCUUUCGAUCUACGGGAGGGAUCAUGAAGUAGUUUGGGAAAAUGACGACGACGACGAAGCUUUGUUGUGUCCAUCUGCCGAUGAAACUGUCGAGGAUUGUGCGAGAAGCGAAGAUGCCUCCAACGAAUACUGUGACCAGCUUAACUGUCUUGCCUCUCCUUUCCACCUUGUUCCUUCCUCGUCCGGGAUUACCUCCAAAGCCCAAGGUUUCCCACUAGUACCCGAUUCUACUAACGAUUUACUGAUCAUGUUUGCCAGAACCUAAUCGGGUUUCUGCUCCGACCAGGCAAACAUCGAACAGGUACCGAUCCAUGGCUCACGGCAAGAAGUCUCCAUCAGGCGUGGAGGGCAAAGGGGUCGUACGUCGUGGAU